Molecule: messenger RNA, 718 nt
Organism: Macadamia integrifolia
Lineage: Eukaryota; Viridiplantae; Streptophyta; Magnoliopsida; Proteales; Proteaceae
Product: putative lipid-transfer protein DIR1
Exons: 2
Coding region: 157-519 (120 amino acids)
Biological process (GO): systemic acquired resistance
Molecular function (GO): fatty acid binding
Source: RefSeq, a predicted model, not a curated record
GGAAGUGGGUUUUAGAUGGAAGCACAUUUUGGAUGAAGUGUGCAGUAUAAAAACCAGGGGAUCGGAAGGGUUUAUUCAUCGCUGUUGUGAUUGGAAUUAUUGGUUUUAUGCUGUUGUGAAUUGGAAGGAUUUGUUCAUUGCUGUUGUAUUGGAGAAAUGGAGGUUCAAAUGAAGCAUAUUAUUAUUGUCCUUUUGGGGUUGCUUUUGGUUUCAGGUAUCACUGGCAUUGACAAGGUCCAUGGGGCUGGAGAAUGUGGGAGUACUCCCGUUGAGAGUGAGGCUUUGAAGCUUGCUCCAUGUAUAAUGGCAGGUCAAGAUGCGAACACUACACCCUCUGACAGGUGCUGCCUUCAGAUCAAGGAAAUUGGCAAGAAUCCCAGCUGCCUCUGUGCUGUUAUGCUUUCUCAGACAGCCAAGAGUGCUGGAGUGAAACCAGAAGUUGCUGUGACCAUUCCCAAGCGCUGCAACCUUGCCAACCGUCCCGUUGGUUACAAGUGUGGAGCUUACACAUUGCCUUGAUGAGGUAGCAAGGAUGAAGGAACACCAUGCGCCGCUGGGUAUUAGGGUACUCACUGUUAGUAGUAUAGCUAAUGGUGUGAUUAUGACUUCUUGUCAUAGCAGUAUGUGUAUCUAGCUAAUAAAAACUGCAAGUGUUCUUAGAUGUAAUGUGGGGAUUUCUAAAUAAAAAAAAAACCUAGUAUAUGAUUAUGUUUCCCUA